Molecule: messenger RNA, 2055 nt
Organism: Anthostomella pinea
Lineage: Eukaryota; Fungi; Ascomycota; Sordariomycetes; Xylariales; Xylariaceae
Source: the annotation of a GenBank genome assembly
AUGAAGUCUUCCUGGUGUUUUGAACUGGCACUCGCAGCCGCCACGGCCUCCUUGGGCAGUGCACAGGCGAGCAACUCGACAUACUACAACCCCGUGCUGCCAGGUUGGCACUCUGAUCCAUCAUGCACGCAAGUCAACGGGACCUUCUUCUGCUCGACAUCGACCUUCAUCGCCUUCCCCGGCCUCCCCAUAUACGCCUCCAAGGACCUCGUCAACUGGAAGCUAGCCAGCCAUGCGUGGAACCGCGAGAGCCAGCUGCCGGGCGCGAGCUGGAACACCACCGGCCAGCAGGACGGCAUGUUCGCGCCAACGCUGCGCCACCACGACGGCCAGUUCUACGUCAUCUGCGAGUACUUAGGCUUGGAGCCGGGCACCAUGGGCGUGGUGUUCACGACGCCGGACCCGUUCGACGACGCCGCCUGGCGCGACCCCGUGACCUUCAGCCCCGACUUCAUCGACCCGGACCUCUUCUGGGACGACGACGGCAAGGUCUACGUGGCGACGCAGAGCAUCGUGCUGCAGGAGCUCGACCUCGCGACCGGCGCACUCAGCCAGCCGCCCAUCAGUUUGUGGAAUGGCACGGGCGGCGUGUGGCCCGAGGGUCCGCACAUCUACAAGAAGGACGGCUACUACUACCUGAUGAUCGCCGAGGGCGGGACGGCCACGGAUCACUCCAUCACGAUCGCGCGCGCACGCAGCAUCACGGGCCCGUACGAGGCGUAUGAGGGCAACCCAAUCCUCACGAACCGCGGCACGGACGAAUACUUCCAGACCGUGGGACACGGCGACCUGUUCCAGGACCCGGACGGGAACUGGUGGGGCAUGUGUCUGGCUACUCGCUCCGGGCCCGAGUUCGAGAUCUACCCCAUGGGCCGCGAGGCGUCGCUGUUCCCGGUGACGUGGGAGGAUGGCGAGUGGCCGGUCCUGCAGCCGGUCAGAGGCAACAUGAGCGGGUGGGCGAUGCCUGAGACGGACCGGGAUAUCCCGGGAGACGGCCCCUUCAACUCGGACGACGACGUGUAUGACUUUGCCAUAGGAACGCCAAUCCCGCGGAACCUGGUGUACUGGCGUGUACCCCGCGACGGCACCUUCUCCAUCACGGACGAGGGCCUCGAAAUCGUACCAAGUCGUAACAACGUAACCGGCGCGCCGUACUCCGAGACUACCCCCGAGCUGAGCGGCCAGAGCGGCCUCUCCUUCAUCGGUCGCCGCCAGACAGACACGCUCUUCACCUACAGUGUGGACCUCGCAUUCACCCCACAGUCCGUCGGCCAAGAAGCCGGCAUCACGGUCUUCCUCACACAAGUCAACCACAUCGACCUGGGCGUCGUCCUCCUCGCGCCCAACGCCUCGUACCCGACCAUCAAGACCCGCGCCGAGCCACAAUUGGCGUUCCGCCUGCGCGCCGAAGGCACCGGCACGCCGCCAGCGCCCAAGACUCUGCCGGUGCCGGCGGGCUGGGUUGGCGCACCCAUACGCCUGCAGAUCCGGGCGGCGAAUGCUACCCACUACAGCCUGGCGGCCAUGUCGGCUGCAAACCCGAACGCCACGGUGACGAUCGGCACGGUGUCGGCCGGGCAAUUAUCGACAAACCACCACCACCACCACAACAACAACGAGAACAAUAUGGCCGAACGUGCUAUACCCUGUGCCCGCUGCCUGCAUAAGAUGGCCCGCUGGACGGCUGGAGAGGAGCCCUUCUGCGUGCGAAGCGGACAUCCCGCGGCCUCGAGCUUGUUCGGGUUUUGCACGACGGCCGGUGUCCAGCAUAUCGCAGAGGUGAAGGCAGCGCAGGUCAAUUGGCGCCAGGCCAUGCAGCCUGGCGAGAAGGACCAAGCCGAGGAGAUUGAGCAUCGUGAGCGCAAGCUCUUGGCCUUAGAGCAGGCUGCGCGCGCGACUGAGCGCCUGGCCAGGGCCAACGAGGCCAUCGCGGGCUCGCUGCGAAGUAUUAGUGACGCCAGUAUCGAAUUUGGCGGCAAUCAUGCUAAGGUCAACCGCAAGGCCCUUGUUGUGGAGAAUGUUAAGCAGGAUGAGGAGGAGGGCGGUGGCAAGUAG